UUCAUCGAUCGUUCCAACACCAUAUUUGUUAUUCACCCUCCAAACUUUAGUAGUUAUUACCCGAGCCACCGGCCAUCAAGUUUCUGAUCACGUACGUCCGAAUAAAAAGAUCCCGAGAAACAACAUAUCAUAUCGAUCAAUGGAGGAGAUUGUUUCUUUGAUAUUUCAUGGAUGCAAAAUAGUGAAAGACCUUGAACAAACCCUACCCAACAUUGCGAACCAACCCCAUGUUCUUAUUAAUUCAUGUGACGAGAUUAGUAGAGUUUUCGGUAAUGUAAGGGAGCAGUUGAGUAUGGCGGUCCACGAGUAUGGCCAUCACGAGCCACAACCAACAAUGGAGGUAGCAGCUGCAGGUGGAUUAGUGCCCGAGUGGAUGAGGAGUUCGCAAGCGAUGGACAUGGUGAUAUCUCACCAUCAACAACAUGGCGGGUUGGAGAGCCAAGAAAUGGGUGGUGGAAAUGUGGAGGCUGUGGCGUCGACGGAUGUUGUUCCUUCUACAUUGCAACGAACACGAAGAAGGAAAAAUGAAGUCGAUAGACGAACGUUUAGAAUACCUGCUCCCAGAAUGGGCAACACCGAAGUUCCACCAGAAGAUGGGUAUACUUGGAGAAAAUACGGUCAAAAAGAAAUUCUCGGUUCAAGAUUUCCAAGGGGGUAUUACAGAUGCACCCAUCAAAAGUUAUAUAAUUGUCCAGCGAAAAAACAAGUUCAAAGGGUAGACAAUGACCCAUUCACUUUUGAAGUAACGUAUCGCGGUGACCAUACAUGUAUAAUGUCCUCCACUGCACCCUCAAUGCCGCCGCCGCCGCCGCCACCACCACCACCAGAGGCUAUGACCACCCAAACUCCACCUUCUCAAUUGCCCUCAACGGAUUCACAUUCACUCCCUCAAUGGUUAUCGAUUGAUCUAAAGCAAUCAUCAGUCGGGGACCUUUAUAGCAUCACUACGCACCAUACCGUGCAAACUUAUAAGAACCAAACUGAUAUUGGAAGUGGCGAAGGCCCAUCGUCUCCUGCUAGAUACGUUGAUUAUCCAGGAAUGACGGAUUUGGUUGAUACCAUGUUUAAUUCAGGUAGUAGCAGCAACAAUAGCAUGGAACUAAUUUUUUCUCCUAAUGAAGAAAAAAAGGAAAAAACAAAUUAAUAUAUAUACAUAUAUAUAUUCAAUAAUAAGAAAGCAAUUCUUUUUCGUAAUCAUAGGUU
Erigeron canadensis is the source of this 1203-nucleotide messenger RNA. Its product is annotated as WRKY transcription factor 55. The transcript is spliced from 3 exons. The record is from RefSeq and is a predicted model, not a curated record. NCBI's taxonomy places the organism in Eukaryota, Viridiplantae, Streptophyta, Magnoliopsida, Asterales, Asteraceae. Gene Ontology annotation, molecular function: DNA-binding transcription factor activity; sequence-specific DNA binding. Bases 140 to 1144 code for a protein of 334 amino acids. Gene Ontology annotation, biological process: regulation of DNA-templated transcription.